AUGCAAGCUCAUGCUGCCUUUGGAAAGGAGUUCGUUCUCGCAUUGCUUCUGAGUCAGGCCAUGGUGAUUUCUUCAUUCCCGAUGCUUUGUUUCUCCACAGCGACACUUCAGGUGCUGGCAUGCCUUUUCAACCAUGCAGCUAUGCUUGGGUAUUUAACUGUUUGCGCGCGUUUGUCUCUAAGUGGGCCGACUCAUGCUACCGACAUUACUUUGCACUCGUGCAAGGCAACUAUGCUGUCCAUCAUGAACCAGCUUUUGCUUUCCAAGGACUUGAGAGCCCUUCAGGGCCAUCACAAAAUGGACUCGUUGCUUUAUAUGGUCGUGCUGAUGUAUGGCUCCCCCUUGCAGGUCAGAGAGUGGUUAGACGAGCCUUGCUUUCAGGUUGGCGACUUAGUCGUCUUCAACAUCGUGGUGGGCAAUGCCGAGCUUCCGAGCCGGGGGUCGAGCUCGCUUCUUUACAGGACAUGGGGGAUUUCACAGCUCAAGCUGAUCUUCCAGUUGCUUCCCAGUCAGUUACAGCUUCGCCGAUGCUGGGGCCCCAUGAUUUACCCCCAUGUCAACCUGCUUCUUCAGGUGAUGUGA
Messenger RNA from Symbiodinium natans, 582 nucleotides. The record is from the annotation of a GenBank genome assembly. Lineage: Eukaryota; Dinophyceae; Suessiales; Symbiodiniaceae.